CCAAGGCUCAUCCUGUGUCUCCCGGGGAACGGUGACGUCAGCGCGGCGUGUGACGUCAGCGUAGGCAGCGGGACCCAGAGACUGGCAGACUACGAGGUUCUUCGGCACGCCCGGCUCGAUACCUGCGCGCGCAGCCGACCCCACCCGCAGAGACGGGCGGGGCCUCUGGCCUCAUAAUAAGGCUGUCCCCGCCCUCGUGUCCCAACCUGUCCCGCGACCGGAAAUAGAAGCCGUGGCUUCCGGAUCCUCGCUUACCAUUGGAGGCUGCGGUUUGGUCCGGUUGGGUAGUGUUAGUGCCUUCUUGUUAUGGCCGCGGCCGUCGCUAUGGAGACAGAUGAUGCUGGAAAUCGACUUCGGUUUCAGUUGGAGUUGGAAUUUGUGCAAUGUUUAGCCAACCCAAAUUAUCUUAAUUUUCUUGCCCAAAGAGGUUACUUCAAAGACAAAGCUUUUGUUAAUUAUCUUAAGUAUUUGCUUUACUGGAAAGAACCAGAAUAUGCCAAGUAUCUAAAGUACCCUCAGUGUUUACACAUGUUAGAACUGCUCCAAUAUGAACACUUUCGAAAGGAGCUGGUGAAUGCUCAAUGUGCGAAAUUCAUUGAUGAACAGCAGAUUCUACAUUGGCAGCACUAUUCCCGGAAGCGGAUGCGUCUUCAGCAAGCCCUGGCAGAGCAGCAGCAACAGAAUAACACAGCAGGAAAAUGAAAAGCUGGGACAGACCAGGCUCUUAGGACAUGUAUAUAAUGUAUUGCUAUUGUACAACACAGAAGAUUCUUCUGCCUGCCUUUACUGUGGUAGCACUCAGAACCAUUAAUGUUAUUUUUGGAUGGCAAAUCUUUUGUUGUUAAUAGAUUAUUUUUGUUAAACCAGG
Psammomys obesus (fat sand rat) is the source of this 868-nucleotide messenger RNA. RefSeq names its product mediator complex subunit 31 (gene Med31). The record is from RefSeq and is a predicted model, not a curated record. Bases 307 to 702 code for a protein of 131 amino acids. Gene Ontology annotation, molecular function: transcription coregulator activity. The transcript has 4 exons. Gene Ontology annotation, biological process: regulation of transcription by RNA polymerase II. Gene Ontology annotation, cellular component: core mediator complex; mediator complex. NCBI's taxonomy places the organism in Eukaryota, Metazoa, Chordata, Mammalia, Rodentia, Muridae.